Messenger RNA from Candoia aspera, 389 nucleotides. RefSeq names its product oligosaccharyltransferase complex subunit 4, non-catalytic (gene OST4). The record is from RefSeq and is a predicted model, not a curated record. Bases 37 to 150 code for a protein of 37 amino acids. NCBI's taxonomy places the organism in Eukaryota, Metazoa, Chordata, Lepidosauria, Squamata, Candoiidae. Gene Ontology annotation, cellular component: oligosaccharyltransferase complex. The transcript has a single exon.
CGUGGCGGACUGACCUCCCCGUUUUCCUCCUGCAGGAUGGUGACGGACGUGCAACUGGCCAUCUUUGCCAACAUGCUAGGCGUCUCGCUGUUUCUCCUGGUCGUCCUUUAUCACUACGUGGCCGUCAACAACCCGAAGAAGCAGGAGUGAGCGAGCGACUGGACUUCCCUCUCCUUACCCCCCACCCCGACAGGUAACUCAGCUUGCCCUUCUUUCCCGACCCCCCCAAACAGCUCACGGAUGGAUCUGGAUGCAGCGAUUAUCUCACCCCCCUCCUUUUCUUUGACAGAAUGCAGAGCCAGCAGCUCAAGGAAGCAUGGAGCCCCAGAUACUAUAGCCGUACUUGGCUUUGCUGAAACCAAUAAUAAAUGAUUAGAGAAUACACUUCA